AAAGCAAAAAUUAAGCGCAAAAAAUGGCAUAACAACAAUAGGUUUAAGUUGCCGCAGAGUUUAAAUUAGUUGUCGUAGGUGAUGGAGCAGUUGGUAAAACAACUUUUGUGAAGAGACAUUUGACUGGAGAGUUCGAAAAGAAAUAUCUAGCCACAUAAGGAGUCGAAGUGAGCCAAGUUAUAUUCUACACAACUCACGGUCCUAUCAGAUUAGUCAUCUGGGACACAGCAGGACAAGAGAAAUUAGGAGGACUCAGAGAAGGCUAUUACAUCGGAGCUAAUUGUGCAAUCAUUAUGUUCGAUGUCACAUCAAGAAUCUCCUACAAAAAUGUACCCAAAUGGCAUAAAGAUCUCACCAGAAUCUGUGAAAACAUCCCCAUUGUCUUAGUUGGCAACAAGGUUGAUUCCAAAGACAGAAAAGUCAAGGCAAGAUAAAUCACUUUCCACAGAAAAGUCAAUAUCCAAUACUAUGAUGUCUCAGCCAAAUCUAAUUAUCAAUACGAAAAGCCCUUCUUAUAUUUAUUGAGAAGAUUGGCCAAUGAUACCAACUUAGCCUUAGUCUAAGCCAUGGCUCUCUUGCCUCCUGAAAUCCCCAUUGACCCAGAAUAUGCAGCUCAAAUUGAAAAGGAAAGAUAAAAUGCUGAAAAUCAACCAUUACCUGAUGAGGAAGAUGACGAAUUCAAAUGAUGUUUCAAUGUUCAUACAAUUAUCAUAAUUUAAUAUAACAUUAUCCAAACCAAUAA
Paramecium tetraurelia is the source of this 742-nucleotide messenger RNA. RefSeq lists its product as uncharacterized. The transcript is spliced from 4 exons. NCBI's taxonomy places the organism in Eukaryota, Ciliophora, Oligohymenophorea, Peniculida, Parameciidae. Gene Ontology annotation, biological process: ribosomal subunit export from nucleus; protein import into nucleus. The record is from RefSeq and is a predicted model, not a curated record. Gene Ontology annotation, molecular function: GTP binding; GTPase activity. Gene Ontology annotation, cellular component: cytoplasm; nucleus.